This is a messenger RNA of Acanthosepion pharaonis, 3276 nucleotides long. The record is from the annotation of a GenBank genome assembly. NCBI's taxonomy places the organism in Eukaryota, Metazoa, Mollusca, Cephalopoda, Sepiida, Sepiidae.
AUGUAUGUAUCUCUAUCUAUAUUUAAAUCUAUCUAUCUAUCUAUCUAUCUAUCUAUCUAUCUUUUGCGAAAUUCUAAUACGAACAUCUCUCUUUCACUCCCUCCCCCCUCUCUCUCUUUAUCUAUCUAUCUAUCUAUCUAUCUAUCUAUCUAUCUAUCUAUCUAUCUAUCUAUCUAUAUAUAUAUAUAUAUGAACAAUUCGUACUUUUCUAUAAAUAUUUUCAUAUCUAUCUAUCUAUCUAUCUAUCUAUCUAUCUAUCUAUCUAUCUAUUCUUUGAUUGUUUUUCUAUCUAUCUAUCUAUCUAUCUAUCUAUCUAUCUAUCUAUCUAUGUUCAUAUCUUUUUAUCUGUCUCACUCUGUUCAUAUCUAUCUAUCUAUGUAUUGUUUGUUUAUCUAUCUAUCUAUCUAUCUAUCUAUCUAUCUAUCUAUCUAUCUAUCUAUCUAUCUAUCAUUUGUUUAUUUACAUAUCUAUAUCUGUCCGUCCAUCCCUCUAGCUAGUACCUGUUCUCUUCCUUUGAAAGAUAUUAGGCAUGCAUACCCCCCACCGUGUAUACCAACACUGCGGCAACACAUACGCUUUCGUAUUAAAGAAAAAGGAUUGUUGAAUACCGGCGCUAGUGAAACAGUGGCCGCGCGGAUUGGACCUUAUUUUUCAUCCGUAGCCCAUACGUACAUAUUAGCAGCAUAUUUUCAACCGACCUCGUGUUGCACCCUACAAGCGUAUAUAAGUGGCAUAGCAUAUAUCCACUUCUUCCUUACCUCUCCUCCACGGUCCACUCUUUCUUGCUGCUAUUUAUGGGGAAGUGGUUUUUUUCUUUCUUUAAUUUGCUUUUUUCUUUAUUGUUUUCUUGCUUUAACUUUCUUGCAAUCUUUCUUUCUUUCUUUCUUUCUUUCUUUCUUUCUUUCUUUCUUUCUUUCUUUCCUUUCUCCUUUCCAAAAUAUUUCUUUCUUUUUUCUUUCAUUUUUUCUUUCUUUCAUAUUCUUUCUUUUCUUUCUUUUCUUUCUUUCUUUCUUUCUUUCUUUCUUUCUUUCUCCAUACCAAAAUCUUUCUUUCUUUUUUCUUAUUUAUUUUUCUCUCUAUUCUUUCUUUCUUUCUUUCUUUCUUUCUUUCUUUCUUUCUUUCUUUCCCUUUCUCCUUUCCAAAAUAUUUCUUUCUUUUUUCUUUCAUUUUUUCUUUCUUUCAUCUUCUUUCUUUCUUUCUUUCUUUCUUUCUUUCUUUCUUUCUUUCUUUCUUUCUUUCUUUCUUUCUCCAUACCAAAAUCUUUCUUUCUUUUUUCUUAUUUAUUUUUCUCUCUAUUCUUUCUUUUUCUUUCUUUCUUUCUUUCUUUCUUUCUUUCUUUCUUUCUUUCUUUCUUUCUUUCUCCAUACCAAAAUCUUUCUUUCUUUUUUCUUAUUUAUUUUCCUCUCUAUUCUUUCUUUCUUUCAGCCUUUCUUUCUUUCUUUCUUUCUUUCUUUCUUUCUUUCUUUCUUUCUUUCUUUCUUUCUUAUUAAAUUUGUUUCUUUCUAUCUUACAUUCUUUUUCUUUCUUUUUUCUUUCUUUCUUUCUGUCUUUCUUUCUUUCUUUCUUUAUUUAUUUAUUUUUAUCCUCACCAAAAUAUUUCUUUGUUUUUUCUUAUUCAUUUUCCUCUCUUUUCAUUUCCUUUCUUUCUUUUUUCUUUCUUUAUUUCUUUUCUUUCUUUCUUUCUUUCUUUCUUUCUUUCUUUCUUUAUUUCAUGGAUUCUUUUUUUAUUUUUACUUUCUUUCUUCCUUGUAUAUUUCAUCUUCCUUCUUUCUUUUCUGUCUUUAUUGUUUUCUUUCUUUCUUCUCCCGCCUUUAUUUUUUAUUUUGUUUGUUUCUUUUUUUUUCCAUUGUUUAUUUUCUUUCUUUCCGUCUUACUUUCUGUCUUUCUUUCUUUCUUUCUUUCUUUCUUUCUUUCUUUCUUUCUUUCUUCUCCAUUCUUCAAUUUCGCUUUUUUUGCCCCAUUAUUUCUUAUUUGCUUAUUUUCUUUCUUUCUUUUUCCUUUUUCCACUGUUUAUUUUUUUCUUUCUUUCUUUCUUUCUUUCUUUCUUUCUUUCUUUCAUCUUCUUUCUUUCUUUCUUUCUUUCUUUCUUUCUUUCUUUCUUUCUUUCUUUCUUUCUUUACCUUUCUCCUUUCCAAAAUAUUUGUUUGUUUGUUUGUUUCUUUCUUUUUCUUUCUUUUUUUCUUUCUUUCUUUCUUUCUUUCUUUCUUUUUUUUCUUUCAUAUAUUCUUAUUAAAUUUCUUUUCGUUUUUCUUUCUUUCUUUCUUUCUUUCUUUCUUUUUGUUUUCUUUCUUUCUUUUUGCUUUUUUCUUUCUUGCAUGCUUACUUCCCCUUUAUUUACUUUCGCUUACUUUCUUUUACUUCUUUAUUUCUAAAUGCUUAUUUUCUUACUUUCUUUCUUUCUUUCUUUCUUUCUUUCUUUCUUUCUUUCUUUUGUCUUUCCUGUUUUCUUUCCUUCUUUAUUGCAUUCUUUCUUCUCCGUUCUUUCCUCGCCUUUAUUUUUUAUUUUGUUUGUUUCUUUUUUUUCCAUUGUUUAUUUUCUUUCUUUCUUUCUUUCUAUCUUUCUUUCUUUCUUUCUUUCUUUCUUUCUUUUAUUCUUUCUUCUCCGUUCUUCAAUUUCGCUUUUUUUGCCCCAUUAUUUCUUAUUUGCUUAUUUUCUUUCUUUCUUUUUCCUUUUUCCACUGUUUAUUUUCUUUCUUUCUGUCUUUCUUUCUUUCUUUCUUUCUUUCUUUCUUUCUUUCUUUCUUUCUUUCUUCUCCGUUCUUCAAUUUCGCUUUUUUUGCCCCAUUAUUUCUUAUUUGCUUAUUUUCUUUCUUUCUUUUUCCUUUUUCCACUGUUUAUUUUCUUUCUUUCUUUCUUUCUUUCUUUCUUUCUUUUUCUUGUCUUGAUUGUUUGCUUCUUUCUUUCCUUCUUUCUUCUCCUUUAUUUCUUAUUUGCUUAAUUUCUUUCUUCCUUUCUUUCUUGCUUUCUUUCUUUCUUUUUUCCAUUAUUUUCUUUCUUUCUUUCUUUCUUUCUUUCUUUCUUUCUUUCUUUUCAACUUUCUUUCCUUCUUUCUUCUCCAUCCUUUGCAUUCCAUUCCAUUCCCCCCCUCUUCCUCUUUCCGUUUCCGCUUUUUCUUUUUGUUCUCCUCAGAAUUAUUUGGAAGACAUCUAUCUAUCUAUCUAUCUAUCUACUGAAAUUUCUUCAUAUUUAUCUAUCUAUCUAUCUAUCUGUCUGUCUAUCUGUCUGUCUAUCUCUAUUUAUCUCUCUACUGAAAUUUCUUCAUAUCUAUCUAUCUAA